AUGCUAGAAGCGCCGAAGACAGAGAUGAGACAAUGGGAGUUGUCCAGUUUUGAACCUUCCUUACCUGUCACUGAGAAAUCAAAUCCCAUCACCAGAGAUAUUGAUAGAGCAAACACGGAACAAAUUGUGCAUAUGUUGGAGGAAUGUGACAAAGAAUUAUUUGAGGAAGGAUGGCAUACGGAUUCAGUGUAUAAGAGACUGAAGAAUCCCUCUGUGAUUCAGACAAUGGUGGAUUUAGCCAAAAAUGUGGAAUCAAUUCUCAAGGAACCAAAUAGCUUGAUUAUUAUGAGUGGAUGUGGAACGUCUGGACGCAUUGCCUUUCUGUUGGCGACAUCCUUCAACUCAAUGCUUAAAGACCUGCAACAAAAAGAGAUCUGUUCUUACAUCAUCGCUGGUGGUGACAUGGCUUUGCUGACGUCACAGGAGGCCCCAGAGGACAGCCCCAUACUGGGAGCAGACAUACUAGACAAGGCACGUGAAGGGAAGAAGCAUGUCCUUUUCAUUGGAAUAUCUUGUGGAUUGUCUGCCCCAUUUGUUGCAGGCCAAUUGGACUUCUGUUUGAACUGUGAUGUCUUCACCCCAGUGCUAAUAGGUUUCAACCCAGUGCACAUGGCAAGGGCUGAACCAAUACGAGAUUGGCCGUUGAAUUUCAAGAGGGUCGCAGAGAAAAUGAUGGAAAAGCAGGAUUCUCAGAAAGCUUUCAUCUUAAACCCAGCAGUGGGACCAGAGGCCAUCAGUGGAUCUUCUAGAAUGAAAGGCGGGAGUGCUACAAAAAUGCUACUGGAAACUGUGCUCUGGGCUGGACUUAACGCUGCGUACAACCGCAGAGAAAUUACACCAGCUGCUAUGCUGGCCCAGAUCAAAAUGUAUGAGAGGGCUCAUGAAUUCACUUACAGUCAGAGAGAGAAGAUAGCUGUCUUGGUUGAAAAAGCUGGACUGAGUUUGAAAGGGAAAGGACAUGUGUAUUAUGUUGGAUGGAAGACUCUUGGCAUUAUUGGAAUUAUUGAUGCCAGUGAAUGUGUUCCCACAUUUGGCGCAGGUUCUGAGGAUAUCAGAGGUUUCAUCUAUAAUGGAUUCCAGGAAAUGAAGAACGAAGAGGGUGAUCUCUCAUCCAUGGGAUCACAGUUCAGGAUUGACCACAGAGAUUUUGUGAAUGUGAUUUUACCCACCCUGAGCAAGCAUGACACAGUCAUCUUUUUAUUCACUGUGAACGAUGACUUGAAUGAGGUGAAAGAGCUGGCGAGUCAAGUGAAAGGAAAGACAUCAAACCUCCAUGCUCUUACCCAUGACUGUGUGGGGAACAGUGUUCCUAAUCAACAAUGGGAGAUAUCAACCAAGUGGAGUCUUAAUGCGAUCAGCACGGGUGCUCAUAUUCUGAAGGGAAAAGUCUACAGGAAUUAUAUGAUAGACCUCAAAGUAACUAAUAGCAAACUCUACAGAAGAGCUAUUCACAUUUUACAGUGCUUUACCAGCUGUUCCAUGGUGCAGUGUGAAACGGCUCUUCUGAAAGCUGUCUAUGAUGUGGAAGAGCUGACAACAGAGAUUAUCUCAGCAGAUGUAUCAAAGCACACAGAGGUGGCAAACACAAGAGACAGGGUCAUCCCAACUGCGCUGGUGAUGCUACAAUGUGGAUGCUCCGUCAAGGAGGCCAGGUCUCGUCUGAACAAUUACUCUGUGGUUCGAGAUGCUGUGGAUUCUCUCCUGAGUGUCAAGUAG
This is a messenger RNA of Chanos chanos (milkfish), 1716 nucleotides long. It is a transcript of the gene gckr, whose product is annotated as glucokinase (hexokinase 4) regulator. Gene Ontology annotation, molecular function: enzyme binding; enzyme inhibitor activity; fructose-6-phosphate binding. Gene Ontology annotation, cellular component: nucleoplasm; cytosol. NCBI's taxonomy places the organism in Eukaryota, Metazoa, Chordata, Actinopteri, Gonorynchiformes, Chanidae. The transcript is spliced from 18 exons. The coding region runs from base 1 to 1716 and encodes 571 amino acids. The record is from RefSeq and is a predicted model, not a curated record. Gene Ontology annotation, biological process: carbohydrate derivative metabolic process; response to fructose; negative regulation of glucokinase activity.